AUGAAAUUUCGUAUAUUACCCAGUAGUUCAUCUUCUCGUGAUAGUACUCCAAAUAUUUCUGAUAUUCAAACAUUAAGCUCUCUACAACGUUAUUUAAUUGAGAAUAUAUACAAAUUGGAAGAAAAUUUACCAUUAAGAGCUAGUGUAACAAUUACAAAAGCUGAUGGUGUUGAAGAAAGUGAUGGGAAUAGUGAAGAUCCCAAAGAAAGUGACUAUGAAAAUGAAACAAAUUUCUUCAAUAGUCUUGAUUCCAUCUCAAAGCAAAUUAAUAAAAGCAUAAUAAAUACUGAAAGAGUGAGAAGUAAAGAUUUAGUUAGUAAACAAUUAGAAUACUCAUAUAAGUCCUCAAACUAUGAUAAAAUUUCUUAUGAUGAAAAUAGGGAAGAUGACAAAAGUACCAUAGAAAUAUAUAAAUGUCAACAGAAACUAUUAAAUAACUCUGGACUUCCCAAGGAUUCAACUAAAAAAGAGAAAGAUAAUCUUUUGAACUUAAGUUUAACGCAUCUUGGUGGUAAAAUUUUGGAUAAUUUAGGUGAAGUUAUAACUGAAGGAGCAGAGCAAGUCAAACAUUUCAUUAAAAGGCCAUAUACUUGUAUAGACAGUGAGAAAAAGUUAAAUAAAGCCCUGAGUUAUAAUGUCGUAUACAAUAUAGUUCAAGAGUUUUAUAAUAGGGAGAUGAAUAGAACAAUAAAAGAAAUGUUGAGUUUCACAGAUAAUAAUAAUAUUCAUGAACCCAAAAAAAAGUGGAAUGAUAAUCAUAAAUAUGAAGCAUUUUUAGAGAAUCCAUUUACAGCUAUCAGUUGUUGGGAAGAUCUUGGUAUGAGACGUGAUAUGAGAGAUGGUUGGUUUAUAUCUAAUAUCAAAGAUGGUACAUUUUUAGGAGUAUUUGAUGGACAUGGAGAUAGUGGAUCUAUAUCAUCAGAAUUAGAGGAUAUUUUACCUGAAGAAUUUUACAAUGCUCUAAUUAACCCAAGCGAAAGGGAAUACUUUAAUAAAGAGAAAUCUAACAAACUUUCAUCUCAUUUUCCAAAGGAUCCUAUAAUUGAAGCUUUGUUGAAAGCUUUCAUAAUAGCUGAUCAUAGAAUCCUUAUGUCUUCUAAAUCUUUGAAUUGUGGGUCUAGUGCUUGCUGUUGUUACAUUGUUAGAUUUGAAAAUGACAAAGAACAUUUAGAUAUUCCAUUAGAAAACACAUUGGAAAAUAUACAUUUCAAAAAAUAUAUUUAUAAAUUAUAUUGUUCUAAUGUUGGGAAUACAAGAGCUGUUUUGUGCCGUUCUGGGACUCCAAUAAACUUAUCUAAAGCAAAAUUAUUAGAAAAUGAUUUUCAGACUAAUUCAAGUAAGCAAAAAAGUAUAUAUAACUUGCCCAUUGUUAGCUCUUUUGGCUAUGGUCUGUAUAAACCUCCUAAAGAGUCAAAUUACAUAAUUACAAAUGUUCCUGAUGUAUUCAGUAUUGAACUGUGUACUGAGGAUGAAUUUCUAAUUGUUGCUAGUCAAAGUAUAUGGGAAGUCUUAGAUGAAAAUCAGGCUGUAUUACUUAUUAAAAGUAUUUUGGAUUCUUUGAUUUCAGGGUAUCCUAAUUUAAAAAGAAAGAUAAUAUCAAACACCUUAGCUCAAUGUAUAGUAACAGAGGCUCUUUUAAGGGGUGUUACUGAUAAUCUCACCUGCAUUGUAGGCUUAUUUAUAUGA
This is a messenger RNA of Cryptosporidium muris RN66, 1686 nucleotides long. RefSeq names its product protein phosphatase 2C, putative. Lineage: Eukaryota; Apicomplexa; Conoidasida; Eucoccidiorida; Cryptosporidiidae. Gene Ontology annotation, molecular function: cation binding; protein serine/threonine phosphatase activity. The transcript has a single exon. Bases 1 to 1686 code for a protein of 561 amino acids. Gene Ontology annotation, biological process: protein dephosphorylation. The record is from RefSeq and is a predicted model, not a curated record.